Gambusia affinis (western mosquitofish) is the source of this 1496-nucleotide messenger RNA. RefSeq names its product bone gamma-carboxyglutamate (gla) protein (gene bglap). The coding region runs from base 1013 to 1306 and encodes 97 amino acids. Gene Ontology annotation, cellular component: extracellular region. Lineage: Eukaryota; Metazoa; Chordata; Actinopteri; Cyprinodontiformes; Poeciliidae. Gene Ontology annotation, biological process: osteoblast differentiation; response to vitamin K; bone development. The record is from RefSeq and is a predicted model, not a curated record. The transcript is spliced from 4 exons. Gene Ontology annotation, molecular function: calcium ion binding; hydroxyapatite binding; structural constituent of bone.
CCGCAGACCAGCCAGUCAGCCAUGACGAUAAAAGUUAAUGAUUUUCAUAAAUGUCGUCGAGGUGACCAUGAAACACAAGAACAGAGGAUCUGAUAGUAACUGGCUCUACAAUGACGCAGUCCUUGUUUUGGGCCAACUCUAAUACUGGACAUCAUGGAAUGAGGGCCCUGACAAACAUGGACGUCUGAAGUCGCUCACAGUUUGGCCAAAUGUGGGUCAGAAUGUGGACACCAUGUCAUUUCUAGGGCCAAAUUGGACGACAAGUCCUUAGAAAUCAAUGUGAAAGGCAUGUGAAUCCACACACUCUUUUCCAUUCUACCACAGCAAACAUAAACAUAAACAUGUGAAAAAAUUACGUUGCAUCUAUUGUAACGUACAGUGGAGGAGCUGUGAUGCUGUGGGUCUUAGUCUCUUAAAGGCACAAGAAACCUGAGAGUCAGGGCCAUUAUGACUAUUUGAAAUACCAGGACACUUUAAAUAAAAAUUUACACUCUAAUAGCUAACUGUAAAAAAUUUUUUUAAAUAAAUGCUAGAAUGGGAACAUUUCAAAUCGCUCACAUAUUUACCCCAGGACUCCCACAGACUGCCGGAAACCCUGCACCUAGUCAUUUAGUCAUUGUUUGCAACAGCUUUGUUUUCUCAGGUUCUUUUGAACGUGUUUUCAUUCGAGGUGAGCCUGAAAGGCACAGCCUGAGCCCCGUUUAUCCUCUGGCCUGUGCUGCAACUGGUAUUUACCGUCUGCCACAAAAUGGCGACAUAAAAAAAUAAAAUAAAAUAAAAAAUCUGUCCUUUUUUGUUUCUUCUUCUGGAACAGCUGCACAUCUUUUCCAUCGGUGGGGGGGGGGGGGGGAGUGUGAUACACGUUUCCCCAACCAAUCACAACAAGGGACACAUCUAUAAACCGACUUUAAGUAUAAGGAUUGUAUGGAAGAAAAGGAACAGACGGACAGACAGACAGGGGAAGGGAGCUGACUGAGACCUGAAACUGCAGAUAGAAGGAAAGGAGCUGAAAAUGAAAACGUUCAUCGUUCUGGUUCUCUGCUCCCUGGCAGUCUACAUGACUUCAGAUGCUGCCCCUGACCCCCAGCCUGCUGCAGAUGCCCCGGCUCUGGAGGAAGGACUGUUUGUGGAGAAGGACGAGGCCUCCGCCGUGGUGAGGCAGAAGAGAGCUGCUGCAGAGCUGUCCCUGGCUCAGCUGGAGAGUCUGAAGGAAGUGUGUGAGGCCAACAUGGCUUGUGAACACAUGAUGGACACCAACGGGAUCAUCGCUGCCUACACCGCCUACUACGGACCAAUCCCCUAUUAGAAGCAACGAUCUGACUGCUCAGCAAAACGGUCCACAUCUCGUGUUUAAGCUGUUUUCUUUCUUCAUUUUUAUUUUUUUUUUGUGGGUGGACUCAGUGGUGCUAAAUGUGUGAUAAUGGAAUAAGCUUGCAAAGAUUGAAUUGCUUUCUGCCUGUAGAUUAGUGUGAUAAAAUAAAAAAAAGAUUCUUUAA